AUGGCUAGCAGUGGUAUUGAAGGACUCAAAGGUACUUGGGAUUAUGUUGACGGUGAACAUUUUGAUGAAUAUAUGAAAGAACUUGGUGUUGGAUUUGCCACACGUAUGGCUGCUAAAGGAAUCAAACCUCGUCUUGUCAUUAGUGAAAAUAAUGGCAAAUGGACUGUACGAUCAGAAACUUCACUAAAAACAACAUCCUACGAUUUCACACCUGGUGUUGAAUUCAAUGAAACAACACCUGAUGGACGUGAAGUUAAAUCGACUAUUAAAUUUGAAGGUAACAAAUGGGUUCAUACAACAAUUGAUAAAAGUGGAAAGAAAUCAGUUGUAACACGAUAUAUUGAUGAUAAAGAUCAACAAAUGAUUGAUAUGGAAUGUGGUUCAGUUAAAGCUCGUCGUUGGUACAAACGUGCCUAA
Messenger RNA from Adineta steineri, 417 nucleotides. Lineage: Eukaryota; Metazoa; Rotifera; Eurotatoria; Adinetida; Adinetidae. The record is from the annotation of a GenBank genome assembly.